Molecule: messenger RNA, 3532 nt
Organism: Vigna umbellata (rice bean)
Lineage: Eukaryota; Viridiplantae; Streptophyta; Magnoliopsida; Fabales; Fabaceae
Source: RefSeq, a predicted model, not a curated record
UGGGGUGGCAAUUUGUCAGUAGCUUAGCCACGUUUGUUGGACCAAAACUGUUUGAUCACGGACUACACUAACAAUACCAUAUUCACCCAUUUUCUGCUUUCUUCAAUAGCCAUUUUUGUAAAAUAUUCUUCUCUCCUUCUCGUGAGCUCACAUGUAAAAUCGUUUUCGCAAAUGUAGUGUAACAUCUACCAGUCAUUACAGUUUUCACAUACUAUGCUAUCCCAAAGAGAAAUAAGCCAUAAUCAUAGCUGACUGCUAAAGAUAGAAAGAUAACUCCACCAGCCCCAUCGAGAGGAAGAAGGACAAGAAUGAGUAUUUCUCAGUUUCGAUCUAGAGUUUUGAGUUUUCUGAUUUCAGUUUCCUGUUUUCUGACAUGCUUAGGAAACAAUGACGUGCCUGUCCAGUUGAAUGAUGAUGUUCUUGGCUUGAUUGUGUUCAAAUCAGACCUUCAAGACCCUUCUUCUUAUCUUGCUUCAUGGAAUGAAGACGAUGCCAGUCCAUGUUCAUGGCAGUUCGUGCAGUGCAAUCCUCAGAGCGGAAGAGUUUCUGAGGUCUCAUUGGAUGGCUUGGGAUUAUCUGGGAAGAUUGGAAGAGGGCUUGAGAAGUUGCAGCAUCUUACGGUACUGUCCCUUUCUCAUAACAACUUGAGUGGGAGUAUCAGUCCAUCUCUUACUCUUUCAAAUACUCUUGAGAGACUCAACCUUAGUCACAAUUCUCUUUCUGGUUCAGUCCCUACUUCUUUUGUGAAUAUGAAUUCAAUAAAGUUUCUUGAUCUUUCUGAGAAUUCAUUCACGGGAUCAAUCCCUGAGAAUUUUUUUGAUACUUGUUCUUCCCUUCAUCACAUUUCUCUAGCUAGGAACAUGUUCGAUGGGUCGGUUCCUGGUUCACUGUCUAGGUGCUCCUCGUUGAAUAGCCUUAAUCUUUCCAAUAAUCGUUUCUCUGGUAAUGUGGACUUUAAUGGGAUUUGGUCACUGACCAGGCUUAGAACUUUGGAUCUAUCCAACAAUGCCUUAUCUGGGUCUUUACCUAAUGGAAUUUCAUCCAUACAUAACUUGAAGGAGAUCCUAUUACAAGGUAACCAGUUUUCAGGUCCUUUAUCCACUGAUAUUGGAUUCUGCCUGCAUCUGAGUAGGUUGGAUUUUAGUGAUAAUCAGUUCAGUGGAGAACUACCUGAUUCACUUGGGAGGCUUAGUUCUUUGAGCUAUUUCAAAGCAUCAAAUAAUUUUUUCACCAGCGAAUUCCCUCAAUGGAUUGGUAACCUUACCAGUCUGGAGUACCUAGAGCUUUCAAACAAUGAAUUCACUGGAAGCAUCCCACAGUCAAUAGGGGAACUGGGGUCACUGUCUCAUCUGGGAGUUUCAAGUAACAAGCUUGUUGGAACUAUUCCAUCAUCACUAAGUUCCUGCACGAAGUUAUCUGUGAUCCAUCUCAGAGGCAAUGGUUUCAAUGGCAGCAUUCCAGAGGGUUUGUUUGGCCUAGGAUUGGAGGAAAUAGACUUGUCCCGCAAUGAAUUGAGUGGCUCAAUUCCAGCAGGAUCUAGCAGGCUCUUGGAAACUCUAACCAGCUUGGAUCUUUCAGAUAACCAUCUCCACGGGAAUAUCCCUGCAGAAACUGGUCUUCUUUCAAAACUAAGCUAUUUGAAUCUGUCUUGGAAUGAUCUUCAAUCACAGAUGCCUCCAGAAUUUGGCCUCCUUCAGAAUCUAGCAGUUUUGGAUAUUCGAAACAGUGGCUUGCGUGGUUCAGUUCCAGCAGAUAUAUGCGACUCAGGCAAUUUAGCUGUCCUCCAACUAGAUGGAAAUUCAUUGCAAGGGAAUAUUCCAGAAGAGAUUGGGAAUUGCAGCUCUCUUUACUUGCUGAGUUUGUCUCACAAUAACUUGACUGGUUCAAUUCCGAAGUCCAUGUCAAAGAUAAACAAGCUAAAAAUCCUGAAACUGGAAUUCAAUGAACUAAGUGGAGAGAUACCAAUGGAGCUUGGAAUGCUUCAGAAUCUACUUGCUGUGAACAUAUCAUACAACAGGCUCACAGGCAGGCUUCCUACAGGUAGAACAUUUCAGAACUUGGACAAAAGUUCCUUGGAAGGAAACCUGGGUCUAUGCUCACCCUUGUUGCAGGGUCCGUGCAAGAUGAAUGUCCCCAAGCCACUGGUGCUUGACCCAAAUGCAUAUAACAACCAAAUAAGCCCUCAAAGGCAAAGAAACGAAUCAUCUGAGUCAGGAUCGGUCCACCGGCACAGGUUUCUUAGCGUAUCUGCCAUUGUAGCGAUAUCUGCAUCUUUUGUGAUUGUAUUAGGAGUGAUUGCUGUUAGCCUGCUUAAUGUUUCUGUGAGGAGAAGGCUAUCAUUUGUGGAUAAUGCUUUGGAAAGCAUGUGCUCAAGCUCUUCAAGAUCAGGGAGUCCAGCCACAGGAAAGCUAAUCCUGUUUGAUUCCCAGUCCUCACCUGAUUGGAUCAGCAAUCCUGAGUCCUUGCUCAACAAGGCAUCAGAGAUUGGAGAAGGAGUCUUUGGAACCCUCUACAAGGUUCCAUUGGGAUCACAAGGUAGAAUGGUCGCAAUCAAGAAGCUUAUAUCCACAAACAUAAUCCAAUAUCCAGAAGACUUUGACAGGGAGGUAAGAAUCCUGGGGAAAGCAAGGCACCCAAAUCUAAUAGCAUUGAAAGGAUAUUAUUGGACUCCUCAAUUACAGCUUUUAGUAACUGAGUUUGCACCAAAUGGUAGCUUGCAAGCCAAGCUACAUGAGAGGCUUCCUUCUAGUCCUCCUCUUUCUUGGCCUAUGAGGUUCAAAAUUUUGCUUGGAACAGCAAAAGGGAUUGCUCAUUUGCACCAUUCUUUCCGUCCACCAAUCAUCCACUACAACAUAAAGCCAAGUAACAUUCUGCUAGAUGAAAAUUGCAACCCCAAGAUCUCAGAUUUCGGGUUAGCUCGGCUUCUGACAAAGCUAGACAGGCAUGUGAUGAGCAAUAGGUUUCAGAGUGCAUUAGGAUAUGUGGCACCAGAAUUGGCGUGCCAGAGCCUAAGGGUGAAUGAGAAAUGUGAUGUGUAUGGUUUUGGGGUGAUGAUCCUUGAGCUGGUGACAGGUAGGAGGCCAGUGGAGUAUGGUGAAGACAAUGUGCUUAUACUGAAUGACCAUGUGAGGGUGCUGCUUGAGCAAGGUAAUGUGUUGGAGUGUGUGGAUCAAAGUAUGAAUGAGUACCCAGAAGAUGAGGUAUUGCCUGUUCUAAAGCUAGCAAUGGUAUGCACCUCUCAGAUUCCUUCUAGCAGGCCAACUAUGGCUGAAGUGGUGCAAAUACUGCAGGUCAUUAAAACACCAGUUCCUCAAAGGAUGGAAGUGUUUUGAUGCGAUAUGCUUCUCUGAUGAACUAGCUUGUCAUAUAGAAAAAUAUCUGUUAACUACUAAGAUUUUUUUUUUCUCUUUAUGUUGUGUAUCCUUUUCAUUUUCCUUAGUAGCCAUUUGGUUUAUGUUGAUUGUUCUUUUAAGUACAAGCAGAUUUUCCUCGUAUAAAUGGAAAUAUUGCUAUAUAAAUCCGUUAUUCUCAA